Molecule: messenger RNA, 766 nt
Organism: Moneuplotes crassus
Lineage: Eukaryota; Ciliophora; Spirotrichea; Euplotida; Euplotidae
Source: the annotation of a GenBank genome assembly
AAAAAGGGAUCUAUUUUUUCAGAAUCAUAUGUCAAUUAGUAAAAUCCUUAUAACUCGCUACUUCGGAGAUGGCUCUGGUCGGGACAGCUACAUUACACAUAACUACGGUGGAUCUAUCCGCACAAAAUUCAAAUCCAGAGCAGAUACCCAUAACUUCAUUAAGCAUGGAUUCAGAUCGGUUUCACAACUUGAUGGAAUCUCUUUUCGAAAAUCUAGGAAUGGAGAAAUCAAUGAUUUUGGUUCUUAUAUAAAAGCCAAGCAAAGAAAAGUGAUGCGCACUCUUAUUGAGAGACAGCAGAAAUCUGUCAAUAAGCUCUGCACACCAAGGAAGGUCUCUACCAAGAAGCAUUUGGAUACAAAGAUCAGAUUCAUAGUUCCAACAAAAAUGCCAUAUCUUAGAUCUACUAAGAGCAAGAAUGAGACAAGGUGUUUGGAGAGAUACCUGAAAGCUCCUGAGACCUUUAUAGAACCUUUUUCGAAUAGAGUUAACUCUAGAAAUAUGCUUAAGAACAUUAAGUCUAUGAGGAAGUUUGAUCCCAAUCCAUAUGGGAACCAAAGAUCUCCUUUUGACCCUUUAGCAAGGUACAAAUCAAGGAACAGAAACACCAAUUCUUUAAACAGGAACUCAACCGGAGGUAUGCUAGGACAGAGGUCUUUUGUUAACCCCCCUGCAAAGGCAUCUUACAUCGACAUAUCCUAACCAAGGCCACCUUGGCAUGAAGAAGGAUUGCUGAAAAUGUCACAAAACGUUCAAUUUAAACCAUAA